CACUGCAGUAGAAGACGACGCUUUAGCCACAUUUACCGUCAUUAGAAUUAAGUGGAAUUAACCUUACAAUUUGUAUUGUUUAUUGUAAUUUAGUUUGGCCAAUUACUAUUAUUUAAUAGCGUUCUGGAACAAUUGGGAAUGACUGUUUACACCAAGGACGUUGUUCUAAUUUAAGAGAGCAUGUUAACCUAGCGCAGUAUUUUUUUUUUUCAAAACCUCUCACCUUGGCGUUUGUAAUACGGUCUCAAUAAUUAUUAAAAUGUAACAUACGUACGCGAAUUAUACUUAAAUUGCUAGUUUAGUGUAUGGAAAUUAAUUAACGAAAAUCCGUCCAAAAAAAUCGCUUUAAAUUCUAUGAUGUUUUUGAGAUGUUUGAGAUAUAAAAAAGUAGUACUGUUAGGGUUUUUCUUAUUUACGAUUGUGUACCUUUUUGUACGGGCAUUACACGUUAUUGUAAUGCAACGUGAUGAAGAUGUGAUAAAAGUGCGAAACGCGUACGUUCAAAAUCACGAACGGGACGCGUACGAAAAAUUGAUAAGAGAUUACGAAAAGCGAAUUAUCCAGGGUUUGGGAGAUUACGGAAGUCCGGCCUAUCUGGCUGGCGAAGAGAAAGAAUUGGGAAAUAAAGCUCUCACCAAAUUUGCCUUAAAUACUGUCUUAAGUGAUCGAAUGCCUUUAAAUCGUAAAUUACGUGAUCCACGAAAUCCAUUAUGUAAACAGUUCACCUAUUCUCCCACAUUGCAAGCGACGGUAAUAAUCAUUUUUUUUAACGAAAUAUUAAGUGUGAUAUUGAGGACUGUGUGGUCUGUUAUUUUAAAAAGUCCUAAACAUUUGCUCAAAGAAAUUAUACUGGUGAAUGACGCCAGUACAGAUGAAAAUCUUGAUGGACUUUUACAACAUUACAUUAACACCAGAUUGUCCGGUUAUAAUAUAACGCUAUUGCGUUUAAAAACGCGGAUGGGGCUCAUUCGAGCGAGAUUACAGGGUGCUAGGGUAGCCAAAGGGGAUGCAUUAAUAUUUCUAGAUGCUCAUUGUGAGGCAACAGAGGGUUGGAUUGAACCGUUGCUCUCUAGGAUCGAAGAGGACAGAACUGCAGUUCUUGUACCAAUUAUAGACGUUAUAGAAGCCAACAAUUUAGCUUAUUCCACAAAUGGAUUCCUAGCGUUUAAUGGGACAUUUUUAGGGGAGUCUUUUCAAGUGGGUGGUUUUAAUUGGGCAGGACAUUUCACUUGGAUCGACAUUCAAAACGACGAAGAUAAAAAUUCGUUAAAGCCUGUAAAAUCGCCCACGAUGGCCGGCGGUCUUUUUGCCAUCGAUCGUAAAUAUUUUUGGGAGAUUGGCUCGUACGACGAACAAAUGGAGGGAUGGGGCGGCGAAAAUUUGGAGAUGUCUUUUCGUAUAUGGCAAUGCGGGGGGCGACUCGAAACAGUCCCAUGUUCCCGAGUGGGGCACAUUUUCCGGGACUUCCACCCCUACUCCUUCGAAAAAGAUACUCACGGUAUUAAUACUGCCCGCUUGGCACACGUCUGGAUGGACGAUUAUAAACGUCUAUUCUUCCUUCAUCAGCCUUCGUUAGAAAACAACCCCAUAAUCGGGGACUUGACCCAUAGGAAACAGUUGAGGAACAAACUUCGUUGUAAAUCGUUCAAAUGGUAUUUACAAAACGUUUAUCCCGAAAAAUUUAUACCAGACGAGAACGCCCAGGCGUUCGGACAAGUCCGGAACCGUUUCGACAUGUGCCUCGACGAUCUUCAGUUGGGCGACGACAAGGUCGGUCCCUUGGGACUUUAUCCUUGUCAUCCGUAUCUGGCGAUCUCGCAGUUUUUCACGUUGAGUUCAAAGGGUGAGUUGAGGAGCGAGAAUUUUUGCGCCGAGGUGUUCGAUAAUUCGCAGAUCAAGUUGACAGAGUGCCAUGGUCACAAGAGGGAACAGUUUUGGAUGUAUUUUACAAACGGUACCGUUUACAAUCCCUUUUCGGGGAAAUGUCUGAGUAGCCAAUUCGUCGAAGAUUCUAAAGGGCUCAAGGUUGACCAGUGCAAGAAGAACGCGCACCAAAAGUGGAAAUUCACGCACGAAAAUUUAACUGCACUGGUAACGUGAACAAACGUCGAUGUGAUAAAGAAUCUUUGAAAUAUAUUUUGUACUCUGAUGCCGAAAAAAUAAAAUGACCUUCAAGACUU
Agrilus planipennis (emerald ash borer) is the source of this 2180-nucleotide messenger RNA. RefSeq names its product polypeptide N-acetylgalactosaminyltransferase 1 (gene Pgant1). The transcript has 5 exons. The record is from RefSeq and is a predicted model, not a curated record. Lineage: Eukaryota; Metazoa; Arthropoda; Insecta; Coleoptera; Buprestidae. Gene Ontology annotation, cellular component: Golgi apparatus. The coding region runs from base 355 to 2100 and encodes 581 amino acids.